UUAUGCUCGAGGGUUAAAAUUGUCUUUUAAGAAACUCUCAAACCAAAAGGGUAAAGAAAUACAAUUAUGUCUCUCUACUACAGAGGAAGCGAGAGAGAGAGAGAGAUCAAGGAUUUGGGUUCAUUCAUUCUCAGUAAUUUACAGAAACAAACUUUUACAAUUUACAAUAUGGCCGAGAGACAUCAAACUGAUCAGCAACUGCAUUCACCGCAUCAAGGUGAAGAUAUGAUUGCUUGUGUAGAGUCAUUAGAAGCUGCCUUGCUUCCAUGCUUGCCUGCUAGGGAGCUGCAAGCAAUAGACCGUUCUCCUCAUCCUUCUCACCAAAUUGACGUGGAGAGACAUGCAAGAGAUUUCAUGGAAGCUGCCAAGAAACUACAAUUGUAUUUUAUUGGACUGCAACAUGAAGAGCUCCCCACAAAAGAAGCAACUCUCCAAAAGGAGAUUGCAGAAAUGGAAGAAGAGAUGAGGACUAAGACACAGCUGAUAAAGAAGCACGAGAAAUUAAUCCUAGGGUGGAGGAAAGAGUUGAAAGACCAGCUUGAUAAACACAUUACAGAGCUGGAAAGAGUUUAACUGUCACCUAUUGAAGCAAAUCCCAUGUUUUGUCCAGAAGUGUUGAUUAUGUGGCAAGGAAGAAAAUGAAAUCUAAGAUUUACUGUUUUUUUCUUUUCUAAAAACAUGGCUAGUUUGGGGUCUAUAGAUUUUAUUUGUGAGCUAACAAUUUCUUCUCCCGAUUAAUUCAAAUGGCUACGGGGUGCCUAAAAUGGAUGAGAAGACCAAUGUAGGCUCGAAUUACCCUAAUACUAAACUCAUAUGAAUAGAAUCCUUUCUAUUUUUAGAAAAAAA
Molecule: messenger RNA, 846 nt
Organism: Papaver somniferum (opium poppy)
Lineage: Eukaryota; Viridiplantae; Streptophyta; Magnoliopsida; Ranunculales; Papaveraceae
Product: mediator of RNA polymerase II transcription subunit 28-like
Exons: 4
Coding region: 67-573 (168 amino acids)
Biological process (GO): regulation of DNA-templated transcription
Cellular component (GO): mediator complex
Source: RefSeq, a predicted model, not a curated record